Oikopleura dioica is the source of this 258-nucleotide messenger RNA. The record is from the annotation of a GenBank genome assembly. Lineage: Eukaryota; Metazoa; Chordata; Appendicularia; Copelata; Oikopleuridae.
AUGAUUCUUUUCCACAAUCCAGCCAGCCUUUCUUUUCUCAAAUUAUGUCCGAAAAGGACACAGAUAAGAACCAGCCAAGCAGAGCUCACUCGCCUCCGGGGAGAUCGCGAAGAUGAUGACAUUCCGCUUUUCCCAGCGGAGAAGAAAAUGAUCCCUUUGGUACAAACCAACGAAGAACACGUCCGCGACCAAAAAAUGGUCGCUGGCGGAAUCAUCAAAUACAGCCUGAAAGAUGGAGUGCCACAACCGCAAUCCUGA